AUGUUUACCAAACCCACUGUUACCUCCACCGCUGUUGUCGCCGGUCGACUUAGGCUUCGAUUCCGUGGACUGUUCCAAAAAGUUCACGCAAUCCAGGACAUAUCUACGCAGGCGUACGAAGUCCCCGUCAUUCCCCGCCCUGUUCAACGCGCCUUCUUACAAUCUGCGGACAAGGCUGCUGCGAAAUCAGGUUCCUCGGCAUUGGGUCUCCCCACCACCCCUCGCCGCCCUCAACUCUCCUCCGACUUCGAGGAGUCUGCGUUCAGUUCUUAUGCGAAAACUGACAAUGGGCUCGAUGGUGAUGAGCUCAACAAUGUUGGCACCGGUCAUCGUGAUGUGAGGCCCUUCGAGGUGUUCGUUGAUGGUGGUCUCGAUGUGGACGAGUGUGAAGAGUGGGGAUAUCAGGGUAUGGAAGACCUCGUUUGUGGGACUCUUCGUUGUGGAUUGCUAUGGCCCUCUAAGGACUGA
Stereum hirsutum FP-91666 SS1 is the source of this 468-nucleotide messenger RNA. RefSeq lists its product as uncharacterized. Lineage: Eukaryota; Fungi; Basidiomycota; Agaricomycetes; Russulales; Stereaceae. The transcript has 3 exons. The record is from RefSeq and is a predicted model, not a curated record. Bases 1 to 468 code for a protein of 155 amino acids.